Messenger RNA from Hemibagrus wyckioides, 2123 nucleotides. It is a transcript of the gene saysd1, whose product is annotated as SAYSVFN motif domain containing 1. The transcript has 2 exons. The record is from RefSeq and is a predicted model, not a curated record. Lineage: Eukaryota; Metazoa; Chordata; Actinopteri; Siluriformes; Bagridae. The coding region runs from base 125 to 610 and encodes 161 amino acids.
UUCGUGUGCAACACAUAAAACCAGAACUAUUUACUACAGCACUCGAAUUCUUCGAUGUAGGGCAUUUUUGUAGAAAUCUUCACUUUUCUGAACAGUUUGAUUUUUUUAAAUUAAAUGUUUGAACAUGGAACAAAAGUUAGCGGAAUUCAGAGCCCGAAGGAAAGUCGAGAAACAAGCAACGGAAACCGAAAAUCAACCUGAAAGUUGUUGCUCUGAGACACACACAGCUCCGGAUGACGCGAUCCAGAACACCGAGUCCAACACGACGGUAAACGAGGAAAACAGUGACUGGUUGCUGGACAGUUCUGUUGGCCGCUGGCUCGGUGUGCAGCGUUUGGCGGUUACUAAUCUGACCCUGCUGAAGGUGUUACUGUGGCUUGUGUUGCUUGGUCUCUUCUCCGAGCUGGACUUUGGGCUGCCCUUCUUUCUCCUGUCUCUGUUUUACUGGCUCUAUGAAGGUCUGCGGAGUCCAGUGGCGAGAAAGCCUGGUGAGAUGAGUGCCUAUUCAGUGUUUAACCCCAACUGUGAGCCCAUCCUGGGCACACUCACUGCAGAACAGCUGGAGGGAGAGAUGGGCUACAGACCAUUAAACAACAGAGUGAACAGAUAACACAUUACAGACAAACUCUCCGACCAGCUUCUGAAUAAGCACUGUUGAAGUUGAAGUCACCCUACAGAAAUAUGUAACAUAUUUUAGGCCAAACAACACACACACACACGGACAUUAUGCACACAUAUAACACACUCACAUUUUAUACACAACGCCAUGAGUAACAGGAAAUGAACAGAGAGUUUAUAAACAAGGACAAAAAUGAAGAGUUCAUUAGUAUAGGCUGGGAUCCUAUACUAAAUAUUCUUGUGCCCAAGUUAUAUCUAACUAAGAUUUGUAUAUACAAACUUGACUUUAAUGAGGCUAGCCAGUUUAUAACUCUCUUAUGCAUCAAUUGUGACUAAAUCAGAAUUGUUGUUAUUGUUCUUUAAAGUUAAAAAUAAAAAUGAUGGGAUAUAAUGGGUUUGUGUUUUCAAUAUCAAGUAAUGCAGGGGUGUUCAAUCUUAUCGAGACAGGGCCAGUGUGGGUGCAAGUUGUUUUGUUCCAGACAAGCAGAAGCCACAUCUGAUUCCACAUGUUUAAUGAACUGAUCUUGGCUUUCAGUAUACUCAGGUGUGGAAUGAAAACCUGCACACACACACACACACUGGCCCUUUCUGGAUAAGAUUGGACACCUCUGAAUUAAUGACAUAUUAAAGAGAACACACAAUUAUUUAAAAAUUCAGAAAAUAAAAUAAGAAAUGGCACCAGUCAGUAGUCUGAUAUCCUGUAUCAGUAAUGGAUUGAUACCAGAAAAAAAAAAACACCCUGGUUGAUAGGAUGUCCAGUUAGUAUACAACAAAUGCAUGUCUGGGUUAGCAGUUGUAGAUUUUGAGGAAUUUAUGUGUGUGUGUGUGUGUGUGUGUGUGAGAGAGAGAGAGAGAGAGAAUGUUUCUAAUUUUAUUGUUACUGUUGAAUCUGAACUGACAAAGUUGCAAUACUGAAUACUUGUUAAUAUUUUAAAAAUAUUUUUAAAAAUAUUUAUGUACCUGUUUUUGUUUUUUUUAUUUAAGUCAUUUAUUAAAGUAAGAAGUAAAUAAAACAAAUAUGUACAUAAAAUAGAAAACUAUUGGUUCAUAUAAUGUCAAAUGACCUUUAUGCAGCUCAGUGAGUCCAACAGUCAAUUUUUACUUGUGAGUCAUGGCUAUUGCACAGAGACGCACAAAUCACACCUCAUUCAGUUCAGUAAUUUAAAUAGUUAUUAUAUGUACUUAGUCCUCUAUUUUUCAUUGAGGCAUUUGCAGAACAACCUUUUCCACGCUAUCGCAGACAGACAGAGGUACAACAAUUUUUUUUUAAAAGAUAACUAAUCUGUAUGGUUCAUUUGGAAAGGUACAUAUUUGAAGCCAGGUGCAGUAGCUGCAUGUACAUCAUACAGGGGCAUUAUAUCAUCUUCAUUAGAUAAUGAGACAACAAACAAAUCUCGGUGCGGCCAUCUUGGUUAAUUAUGUUCACUAUUGAAAGUAAAAAGUAAUCUUCUGUAAUGUUGUAAUUGACAGAAUACACCCACCUGAUGACAACUCAAUAAAGCUUA